GACUUCAAAAACUUCCCAAUCAGUUAGUCAAUUUGAUAUAUUUCAUACCAGACGGUGCUUGUUGUCUGCAUCAGAUAUAUAUUUCCUAGUCAUGGAGCUAUCUCAACUGGAUGAGCAGUACAACUGGCGCAGGUCCGUUUUGGGCAUGCGCGAAGAGACUUUCGGGAAGCCAUGGAACUACAACUUUCGCGUGCCGAGCAAUCCUGCCCAGCUUUUCAAGUGGCUGCUGUCAUUGGAUCUGCCCAUGCUGGAGGAUGAGACUCCGCCCUGGAGUUUCUAUUUCGAUUUACUGGAGGCCAAGGACAUUGAGCUGGAGCGUUGUGUUCACAGUGGAAAGCUUCUCGUGAGCCUCGCAAUCCAGACAAUGGAUGGGGAUGAGCCACGUCUGGAGGUUCCUUUGGCAGCCGAGAGUCUGGAACCAGGUUCCCGAGAGUCUGGAGAUGAUGUUCCUCCUUCUAUAAAUAUAGUAGCAGUCCCACCUCAUCUUGCAAGUCCAUGCCCAUCUGAUGAUGAAAAGCCAUCGCAAUCAAAUGAUCUGGUAACCCUGCCAAGAUUGGUGGAAAUCGGAACUGGUCCGGAUGAGCCGCCAAUCGUAGCCACUUUUGAGGAGAGGGGAACUGCCACCGAUCCAGUUGGCGUUCCGGAGGUUAUAGCACCACCACCCGAGGAGCCACCGCCGCCCAGCCAUCGCUCCUUUUGCGGUCUGAUGAAAAGGGCGGUGCUGGCCUUGUCCCUGGUGCACAGCCUCUAUGCCCUGUCCCAGAUCGCCCUCGGACCCUCCGUGGCCGGCGGAUGGGAGUCCUUUGCCGGGGUCCCUACUCCGCCGCAGAUGGAGGAGACCUCCUGGUCGCUGACGGCCUGCAUCUGGCAGCACAUGGCCAGCAAACUGGAGGGGCUGCGAAGUCGGUUCCCUUAAGUCCGCUCCUGGGAUCGCAGAUAGUUUCGUUCCGGUUAUUUAUAAACCCAUCCCGCUAUUUUUAUGCCUCAAGACUCAGCUACGGACCCACUUCCAGACGAUUCCUUUGCCGUACAUAUUGUUGUUCUUAUUGCUGGCGGCGUUAGAGAUUACGGGCAAAUCACGGAGAGACCUAAAAUACGGACUACUGUUGUUGUUGCUGUUGCUAUUGUUGUUAUUAUUGUGUACCCAAGACAACGAUCCGGCUUGGCGAUAAGCCUCAAAACCUACACGAAUCUCGGUCAAUAGCUCUCCGAUCCGUAGCCAAAUAAAUACCCAGUUC
Messenger RNA from Drosophila rhopaloa, 1238 nucleotides. RefSeq lists its product as uncharacterized. The transcript has 2 exons. Lineage: Eukaryota; Metazoa; Arthropoda; Insecta; Diptera; Drosophilidae. The record is from RefSeq and is a predicted model, not a curated record. The coding region runs from base 92 to 916 and encodes 274 amino acids.